Miscanthus lutarioriparius is the source of this 2103-nucleotide messenger RNA. Lineage: Eukaryota; Viridiplantae; Streptophyta; Magnoliopsida; Poales; Poaceae. The record is from the annotation of a GenBank genome assembly.
AUGGGUGACGGGGGCGGCGGCAGCAACCAGCGGAUCGACCUGGGCGCGCCGCUCCGUUCGGCGCGCCCGGCCGACGCGCCGCCGCAGCACAAGGCCGGCCUCAACUCCGGGCCCCUGCGGCACCCGGGCGCCGUGCCCUUCGCCUGGGAGCAGCGCCCGGGCCAGCCCAAGAGCGUCCGCACCCGCCGCGCGGCGCCGCCGACGCCCCCGCGGGAGACUUCCUGGACGCCGCGGCUGGGCGAGGAGAUAGGCGGCAGCAGCCCCUACCACGACGCCCUCGGGGAGCUCGAUCUCCAGGCGCUUCGUGGCGUCGCCGACCACCAAGGUUCCCGGACUGUCGCCGCAUCGCGCAAGGUGGUGGUGGAAGACGAGGCUGCGGUGGCGGCGGAAUCGACCGAGGUAGUGAAGAAGCACGAGGCGCUCCCGGUGGCUGCGGUGCUGCGGAAGCAGCGCGGCGAAGUGGAAGAUGAAGAGGAAGAGGAGAGGUUCUCCGACGCGCUCGACACGCUCUCCCGCACCGAGUCCGUUGCCAUGAACUGCAGCGUCAGCGGCCUCAGCGGCGCUCCGGACCCCGGACAGGGCGCCGAGCCAGGCUCGCGGGGCUUCAUGAUGGACCGCUUCCUGCCGGCCGCGCAGGCUGUCGCCGUGGGCUCCCCGCAGUACACCUUUCGGAAGGCCGGCGUCGCCGGUGGCGCCGGCAACGAUGGCCGCGAGCAUGCGCGCGCGGCUGCGGUGAAGGCAGGCGCGGGCAAUGGCCAGGAUCGAAUGAGGAGAGCGCCUGUCCAGCUCCCUUACCAGCACCUGCCGCCCAAUUACUUGUCCUGCGCCUAUCGAAGACACGAAGAGCGUGAAGAGGGGGAUGAGGAGGAUGACGAGGACUAUGAUGUGCAUAGUACCCGGGGGUUUUCAGCCAAGGGGUGUGGUUUGCUCCCUAGCCUAUGUGUGAAAACUUCCUUGUUGCUCUUGAAUCCAAUGCCUUCAAUGAAGCGCGGCAAGAAAGUUAGAGGCUGGCAGUUACCAUGCAAAGGCAGGGGCCAAAUGGCGCAGAGUCCGCUUGCCCGGAGCUCGCAGAACAAGCACCUGGGAUGUGAUUCCAACGGGCAAUCCUGGGAGGAUGUGUAUAAGCAUAAGUUGGAGCAGAAGUAUCUUGGUCAAGGCGAGGAUGGCAGGAGCAAGCUGACAAGUGAGUCGAAUCAGCUUACUUUCUCGAGCAAUUCACCGACUGGGGAUGGAUCUUCACCAUAUUACCAUUCCAUAGCUGGUGGCAUGUCUCCAUAUCGCAGCUAUGCUGUGAUGUCACCGUCAAGUAAACCAAAUGGGUCGUCUGGAAUAGGAGAUAAGGAUGAUAAGGCAUGUAGGAGCAAGACCAAUGGUUCUGGUUCGUUUGGGAGAGACCAUGAUCGAACCUCGUUGGUUGGAUCAGAUCAUAGUAGCUUUAAGGGAUCAAAUUCCAUGAGUUCAGGACCAGAUGGAGCAGUGCAUGAAGAUUCAAUGGAUCACCAUGGAGAUACUGAUUCAGACACAUGCCACUUAGGUGUGCUUGUGGAUACAAAGGCAGAUUUGAAUGCAAAUAUAUAUGACUCUCAGCCUGGAAGGCAAAAGAUAGUUGGAAAGAACUCGAUUGUGAAAGAUCAAAUCAAUGAUUCAUUGACCGAAAAGAUCUCUGAACGUAGAGAACCCACAUUUCCAUUGGAUGAUGGAAAAGAUUUGCAGCAUGAUGCUAGUCAUGAGUUACCACAACAUUUGGAAGACAAUAAUGUUGCCAAAAAGGAAACCAUACCAUUGCAAUCUCUGCUCCCUUUACCUGUCCCAAAAUCACCUUCAGAGUCAUGGCUUUCUCGUAUUUUGCCAUCCGUGACGAAUAAGCCACCUCUGCCAUCUUUUCUUGGAAUUCAAGUACACUCAAAGAAACAAGCUCCCUGGGCCACAAUGCAACCAAAGGAGAAUGAUCAUAAACCUUCCAGGCCACGGCAAAUAAGAUUUGCAGAUUAUUUAUCCAUUCACGGUGUUGAUGCCUUGAAGGCUAUCAGGGUCAUAUACUUCACCGGCACUCAACGAGCUCCCCAUAUGUGCCUCCUCUUUUUACAGAUGUGGUCACUUUGA